Messenger RNA from Haplochromis burtoni (Burton's mouthbrooder), 380 nucleotides. RefSeq names its product ciliogenesis-associated TTC17-interacting protein. The record is from RefSeq and is a predicted model, not a curated record. Lineage: Eukaryota; Metazoa; Chordata; Actinopteri; Cichliformes; Cichlidae. Gene Ontology annotation, biological process: cilium organization; actin filament polymerization.
CUUGAGGGCCAUAGUGUGGACAAGAGGUGUCACAUGGUGCAGCGUGAUGGGUUGAUGGUGAUCCAUAAGGUUACGACUGUGGGAGAGGAGGUGACAGAAGAAAGCAUGUCCUACCCCAUGUCUGUCCUGAGAGGGCUGGUAACUGAGGGCUCCAGCUUGCUGCUGAUGCGCCUGAUCGCUCUGAGGAGGAAGAUGCCAGAAAACAUGACGUUUGUCUCCUUAGACCCAGGAUUACACAUAAUUAACACCUCUUUUAGAGAGCUGGGUCAGAGGCAGCUAGAGGUCGGGGGUGAGCUCCUGGAUGUAUUUGGGGUAGAGAGGAUUAUUCAGUCCAUGGAGGGCAGCCCCAGUACCUGGCAGUGCUACUUCCUGGAUGAUGG